This is a messenger RNA of Penicillium paradoxum, 1842 nucleotides long. RefSeq lists its product as uncharacterized. NCBI's taxonomy places the organism in Eukaryota, Fungi, Ascomycota, Eurotiomycetes, Eurotiales, Aspergillaceae. Bases 1 to 1842 code for a protein of 613 amino acids. The record is from RefSeq and is a predicted model, not a curated record. The transcript has 2 exons.
AUGCUCCGCGUCCAGUUCCUUUGGUUCUUUCUGUUGGCAUGGACUGCCUCGGCUGGCCCGAUCUCUCGCUGGCAGUCUCAGGAAUUGGAACAGGCCCCUGAGCCGACUUCUCCCUUCACGCCAGAUCUCGAACGGCGUGGCGGGAUACUGACAAUCACCCCCGUUGCUGCACCUACCCAGUUACCGUUUACCAUCGAUGAUCCAAAUUUCACUUCCAUCGCCAGUCCUGCUGAGCCAACUACUCAUCGGUCAUCCAGCUCCACACCUCUUACAACUUCAACAACGCCUGCUUCCUCAACCUUGGCCAACAUUGUGACAUCGCUGCCUUCAACAUCUACCAAACCAUUGGCAUCUCAUACUGUGCCAAUCAUCUCUCAAGCUGUGCCAGCACCGACCAGCGUCAUUAUCAGCUCUGCUCGAGGCCUUUCCUCGCAGAAGCCGCCAGUAGCAACUAGUUCAUUACCUAUAUAUGUGGAUCCCAUACAUGUCUCAAGCUCCUCAGCGCCUCGCGUAUCAUCAAGUGCGAAACCAAAUGCACCCCAGACUUCAGCAGAUUCAGCAGUGCCUCCUGCGCCCAGCCAGACGACUCAACCGUUGUACUCUGCCAAUGCCCCGGCGAUUGCUUCAUCCAAGUUAACGAGCUCUAUCACCCCUCAGAAAACCAAUCAGGGUGAUGGUAUCAUCGCUCCACUCUCUAAUGCAGGUAACAGCACAGGUACACAAGCCAUACCGGCAAAUCCAACCUCUGCUAUUAGCCGGCCAGCAACACAGUUGCCGAUAGUUCCCACGAGCAACAGCCCAGCUGCUGGAAUUGUUCUACCUGCAAACAGCACCAAGGCUUUUACAAAUCCACCAGUGAUACCAACUUCCAAAGCCAACCAACCAGUGAAUUCCGUGCAAGGGCAAUCUGCAUCAGCACAGCUUUCUGUGUCAACCCUUCGGCCAGUGUUGACGGUAACCGAGCCUGUGAUUGUCUAUGUGACCAAGGGAUCACCAAAUCCCUUCUCGACAAGCACCAUUCAACAGAUUGCACCCGCUAUAAUCAGUUCGUCAGUCCCACCGGCAGUACCCACAGGACAACCGGCUCCCGAGCCCGAACCAACAACCACGUCGUUGGUAUUCAUGACCAUCCAUUCCACAGCAACAUCUGUCGUUCGUGUGACUGUUUAUCCGACAACUUCUUUGCCUCCUCUGCCUGUGUCGUUGCCUCCCUCAAGUGCGAAUGCUACAAGUGUGAAUGCAGCGCCUAUAGAGACAGUUCACGUCACAUCCACAAGCAUUAUUGCUGUGACUAUCAACGCGACCACAUUGCUACCUUCUUCGGCAUCGCCAUUGCCGCUCUCGAGCGAGAUCGCCCCAACCGGGGAGCCCCUUAAAAAGACGCAGCCUACAGAGACAGUGCAUAUCACUUCCACAAGAAUCAUCGCUGUGACCAUUUACACAUCGCUGCCUCCUUCGGCGGCAUCAGUGUCACCCUCAAUUGAGAUCGCCCCAACCCAGAAUGCCCCUCCGGAUACAGUGCAUGUUACUUCCACGAAAGUCGUUCAAGUGACUGUUUAUCCGACAACUUCAGCCUCUGCAGCCGAAAACACGGUCCCUGCCGCGAUAGCGCAAGCUACAAACAUAGUGGAUCCCAAACAUCCAGAGACUCGCACAUCUGCCGAUGCCGAUGAUGCAGAACCUGCUGCUACGACGCUCCAGCCGGGCAAAGGCAUCCUUUCUGUGAAUCCAGUGACACCGGCUGGAUUUAUCACUAUCACUGAGACUAUGACUCAGAUUCAAACUACGACGGUGACGGAUCGGGUGACUGAGACUGUCACUGCUACUGUAACUCGGGGUUAG